AUGUCUCCGUUCAGCUCAACCAGCUCCCAGGCUAACCAGGGAAACAAUCCUGGAAAGCCCAAGAAAAAGAACAACAGGGGCAAGGGUAAGAACAAGCGUAACAAAAACAACGAUAACAAAGCAAGUAUGGACGAUAAGACUACUUCUCACAGCGAGGGUGGUUCCGACGUCCAGAACGCGAACUCAAACGUCUCUGCUCCCACCGGCGCGGAGAUAAAAGACACGGCUGAUAUCACUGGCGUCGUUGGAUCUGGUGUUGUUACUGAAAAGGCUCCACUCGUCAUCGACUCGGCCACCUGGUCGGGUUACAGCCCUCCCUCUCUUGCGAAAGGGCUGGACGCGGGUGUCGAAGUUCAAUGUGGCAACGCGUCAACCGAAAAAUCUUCCGAUUACGCUUCUGCUGGCGACGUCUCAGCUAGAGACAACGAGAAACCGAAGCUGUACUGGCCUCGUGCCGAUGCUGAUAGCAGUCGCACUUUCAGUUUCCCUACCAGAGAGGAGUCCGGUAUCAAAAUGCUUGGUCGUUCCCCAAAGGGCAAAAAACCAUCCCACCCUUCCGCUCAUCUCAAAAAUAACGAUCUCGAUAAAGACGAGAAGAAGCAGGCGAAGCCCAUUUCUACUGCUACAUCUAUUACCGAUGAUGGAAGUCCUGUCCGUCGGGGGCGCACUCGUAGUCUCGAAGACCUUAGAGAAGAGCGUAAUUGCUUAGCUUGGGUCGACUUUAGCGAGUAUAUCAGACCUCGUGAGACCGAAUCAGUUGACUCUGUGGGAGAGACGUCAACUACCACUAGAAGCACGGUAUCCCAGUCAACUCGUACCCUGUCUCCAAUUCAGGAAUUGGAUGACAGUUCCGAAAAAGAGGACAGCGGAAGCAGUAUCACUCAGACCAUCGAGAUUUCGGAUACGCAGUCUGACACCGACUCAGACAAAACUGCCACACCAACCACCGUGGAUAUUCGUCCCAUGGAAGAGAACGUGACUGAACACUGUCCGGACCUGCUCCGCGAAUAUCUUCUGGGUAUCUUCAAACUCGGACAUUUAACGGACUCCGAAAUCACUCUCAAGUCGUUUAACGACUCCUUUCCACCGAUCGUGUUUCAAACUCACAAGUUGAUCAUCGCGCGUAGCCCCUUGAUAAGUUGUAUUCUUAAUACAGAGGAGUUCCCUGAUGGAAGGCCCAAGGUCAACGCAACAGCCGGCCAAAGCUUCACUAUGAUAAAGGCUUUCGAAGUCGCCAUUCAGAGUCUGUAUGGUUUUCCCGUAUUGGACGGGGAACAGCUCCGACAGGCAACUCUAGAGGCCAUUGGGCACACAGAAAAAAGCGCUCGGAGAAAUCCGGACGUAAUUCAAAAGGCUUGCGUCGACUUCGCCAUGUGCUACGCAGCAUCCGGGGCAUUCUUUGGAAACUAUGAAGUUCUCGAAGCUGGAGUCCGUAUUGUUGAGGACCUCAUCGAUUGGGAGACUGUCGAGCUAGUGCUCCAAUUCGGAAUGACAGUGGAUAACUUCUUGGUUGCCCAUUUCGAUAAGAUACCGUUCCCAGAGGAAGUUGGGGAGGCAGAGCAGCAGAUAACCGUGGCUGCAAUCAAAGACCUUAGGGAGACCUGGGCGCCACGCCUCAUCUCUUCUGCUCUGGAAUGGCUGUGUAACUACCUUUACCCAGGAGUCAUGUUGCUUCCCAAGGCCCAAGUGACCUGUAUGAAUGACAGGAUACCGUAUCAUCUCCGCUAUCUUCAAGGGUCAGUCAUAGGGAAGCCAAACCUGGCCAGAGUGAUGUUUGGCUGGUCCCCGAACAACCGACAGAAACCAACCCGUGAGCUCGCCAUCAUGUCUGCAAUCCUCGUCAGUAUGCCCUUCGAAAAGCUCAAAGAAAUGUUCUCAAGGCUGGAGGCAAGAAACAUAUUGACGAUCAACUUGGCAAAUUGCAUCCUCGAAGAGCGUGAGUUGCGUCGUUUCCGCGCUCUCGAAGCGUAUGCAGAACAAAAAAAGCAAAGUCAAGAUGAGAAAGAGCAACCGGAGAUAAAAGAACUUGGAUACAAGGAGUUUUUGGUCUGCAACGAAGGCCUCACGGACGAUCAGGAUGGAGAUACUCCAAUCGAGGCGACCGUUGAGAGAGUCUGGGUUGGACUGGAGCUGAAGGCAUAUUUCAGAUCAACCCAGCCGAUGGGAAGACAUAACCGGGCUACAUCUCACCGUCGUUCUUGA
Monascus purpureus is the source of this 2202-nucleotide messenger RNA. NCBI's taxonomy places the organism in Eukaryota, Fungi, Ascomycota, Eurotiomycetes, Eurotiales, Aspergillaceae. The record is from the annotation of a GenBank genome assembly.